Molecule: messenger RNA, 768 nt
Organism: Drosophila innubila
Lineage: Eukaryota; Metazoa; Arthropoda; Insecta; Diptera; Drosophilidae
Gene: Cpr23B
Product: cuticle protein
Exons: 2
Coding region: 1-768 (255 amino acids)
Cellular component (GO): extracellular matrix
Source: RefSeq, a predicted model, not a curated record
AUGGCAUUCAAGAUUAUGCUGCUCACUUUGGCAUUGGUCGGGGCUGUGAGUGCCGAGUACGAUUACAGUAGAACCUCUAGUAAUAACAAUAAUCAGAAAGUGUCGGCGACAUCCAAUGACAUCAAUACUCUGGAGCAGCACGAUUCCAGUUCUAGUGAGGAAUACCGCACAAACUAUCAAACGCCUCAUAAUAAUGCCGAAAACUCAGAGGCUACACCCAAGGGAUACGAUUAUUCCGGACAAAAAUCUGACUCUGACUCUGACUCAAACUCGAAUGUGUUGCAUGAUGUCACAAGCUCCGAAGCUGCCGCAACUGCCUUGUUCCCUGUACCGUUACCUGUGCUCCGCGAGCAACGUCAGCCAGAGAUCUUUCCGCCGGCCAGCUAUAGCUUUAACUAUGCCGUAAAUGAUGAGAGCACCGGCGACAUCAAGGAGCACAGCGAGACUCGAGAUGGUUAUGUGGUCCGUGGAUCCUACAGCCUCAUCGAUCCCGAUGGCUACAAACGAACCGUGACCUACACUGCCGACAAUAUUCAUGGUUUCAAUGCAGUCGUAAAUCGCGUUCCCUAUGUCCUCAAGAAGUUAGCGGCUGUAUCUCCCGCAGUACUGUUGGAUGAACGUUCUCCGGCAGCCCUGGUAUCUGCUGGAUCGACUUCUGCUGGUUCUGCAUCCGUGAAGAAUGGCGAGAACACAUUGUCUUCCGGAUCUGCCGACAGCUACGUGAAUGCAGCUCACGAUCGUGACACGGCUGGUGGCGUAUAUGCUUGA